Trifolium pratense (red clover) is the source of this 737-nucleotide messenger RNA. RefSeq lists its product as uncharacterized. NCBI's taxonomy places the organism in Eukaryota, Viridiplantae, Streptophyta, Magnoliopsida, Fabales, Fabaceae. The record is from RefSeq and is a predicted model, not a curated record. The transcript is spliced from 2 exons. Bases 189 to 575 code for a protein of 128 amino acids.
ACAACCACAAAUUUAAUCCCUGAACAGAAACUGCUUUGAAAAUAAUAAUAAAUGUAAGACCCCGUCUCUGUCCCACAGUUAAACAAAAAAAAAAUCUGGAGAAUUCCUGUUGCCAAGAGAAGAAGAUGAAUUAAUUAUCUGUAGCUAGCUACGGUCGAUCGGUCAUAAAAAAAGAUUAGCUACGGAGAAUGGCACUGGCAUCAUCAUGGAACAUGAACAUGGGUGUUCUUGUUUCAACCAACAAGACGAUGUCGUUUGAGAUAUCAUGCAGUAGUAGAAAGAGAGACAGAGACAGAGACAAAGAACGAGGCAGUAAUAGUAUCCAUCCUCCAUAUAAAGUUGUUGAGAUCACUCCUCCACCCAAAUAUCUUGGCGUUCGUUGUCUCCCUCCCCAGAACUUGCAGUGUGGAGAGAGUGUCACAAUUGAAGGACAAGCUUAUACUAUUUCAGCUGUAACGCUUCGAUAUCAGCUUCGUAAAGGGAAAUACGAACAAAGCGAGAAGAGACUCGAUGUUUUGUCGACAGGAAGAUACUUAGUAAAUCUGUAUUUUGAAAAUUUAUUAGAACAAUCUUGAUGAGUAUUGCUUGAUUGUGUCUGUUGUAUGUAACUACUAUCAGAAUUAAUGGCAAAUUAGAAAAGCUUUCAUUAUAAUUAGUUUUUCUAAAAAAGAAUGUGAAAACUGCCUAGCACACAACACAUGAGUAAAUUUAAAACCUUGUUCAUGUCUUUGAAGGUA